UUUCUGGGUAGGGGACUUCAGUGGAGUCUGCGUCAAUGCUGGCUUCGCCGAAGACCGCAUCGAGGGCACAAAGGAGGCGCUCGCGAGCAGACUUCCGAGCGCUAAAAAGACAAAUGGGACACCCUACAUACUCGUAGACUUGGCAAGAACGCGCAAUUUAAGUCCACGAGACCGCAAGUGCGCCAUUUGGGCCAGGGCCUACGGCACCUAUCUUCAGCACAUCCAUGUUUGUUUCGUUGGUCAUGCGUCUCCUAGCAACGAGGCGCGUGUUUGUUGCGUUCGGAAACUCUGCUAGUGUAUGAUACCAGUCGUGUAGUGUAUUUUAGCAUGAACUGUUUACAAAGUCGGCAAGUGUAUGAUGCCUAGUUUUUACAAAUCUGUUCAGAUCUUAAAAGUCGUGAAGUGUAUUCCAGCCAUAAGACUUCUCCGACUUCAAAGAUGGCGGAAUCUGAAGAGCCUAAAACAACCUGCAAGUUUCUUUUCAAGAAAUCAAAUAAGAAAUUUUCGGCACGCAAAAGAAAUGCUAGUGACAGCGAUAAAGACAGAAGCAGCGACGAAGGCGGCAGUUCUGUGGUCAGAAAGAAGAAAGCUGCUCUUGCGAAUCCCAUGAUUCAAAAAACAAAGAAAGUCGAGAGGGAAGCAGUUACAUCAAGUGAAAGUGAAGAAGAAAAAGAGGAAAAGAGUGUGACUGUGGCUUACAAGUCUACUCGGUCAGCGAAACCAGAAGGACCAGAUGACAUGGGGGCCACUGCUGUUUAUGAGUUGGACACAGAGAGAGACAAAGACGCUCAGGCCAUCUUUGAACGUAGCCAGAAGAUUCAAGAGGAACUAUCUGGUAAAGAUGAUGAUAAGAUUUAUCGUGGCAUCAACAACUAUCACAAAUUCAUUAAACCAAAAGAUUCCACUAUGGGCAAUGCAUCCUCUGGUAUGGUUAGGAAAGGACCUAUCAGAGCCCCUGAGCACCUCAGAGCCACAGUGAGGUGGGAUUACCAGCCUGACAUUUGUAAAGAUUAUAAAGAGACUGGUUUCUGUGGGUUUGGAGACAGCUGUAAGUUUCUUCAUGACCGCUCAGACUACAAGCACGGCUGGCAGAUCGAACGAGAGCUUGAAGAGGGAAGAUAUGGUGCAAAUGAUGACGAGAACUAUGAAGUGAGCAGUGACGAGGAAGAUUUUCCCUUCAAGUGUUUCAUCUGUAGAGACUCUUUUAAGAACCCCAUUAUUACAAAGUGCCGGCACUACUUUUGUGAGAGCUGUGCUCUCCAGCACUACCGGAAGUCAAAGCGCUGCUACGUUUGUAACCAGCAGACCAAUGGAGUCUUCAAUCCUGCCAAAGAGCUCAUGGCCAAGAUUCAGAAACGCCAGGCAGCUGCUGACCAGCCUCCGUCAGAUGAGGAUGACUAGCACCGCAUAGCAUUCCCAACGCCAUCAUGCUUUUAUUAUAGUGUUUCAGGUUCCCUGAGCUGUACAUUUUCAAAACUUUUGAAAUAAACAUGUAUAUGUUUUUCCAUUUACCAUUUUUAAUUUCUA
Molecule: messenger RNA, 1527 nt
Organism: Triplophysa rosa
Lineage: Eukaryota; Metazoa; Chordata; Actinopteri; Cypriniformes; Nemacheilidae
Gene: rnf113a
Product: ring finger protein 113A
Exons: 11
Coding region: 439-1401 (320 amino acids)
Biological process (GO): snoRNA splicing
Cellular component (GO): U2-type spliceosomal complex
Molecular function (GO): metal ion binding
Source: RefSeq, a predicted model, not a curated record